GCCAGCUAUGUAUAUCAGUUCAAGUUAACAUUAGUUUUAGAUACUUUGGAGUAUAGAUACAAAAAAUUAUAAAAUUUCCGUCUAAAUUUCGGUAUUCUUCUUCAUUCUGCUUCUGAUCGCAUAGACAGGAGCGCACCUAGCUAUUUCUGGCCAUGCUAUUCUGACAGCACUGGCGGCGUGGUGCGAGUUCCCCUCUAGACGCUCGAAAUAUUCCUACGUAGUUUUCGCGAGCGGCAAAGCUGCGAAGCCGUUUCAGUUGCCCGACGACCGCUGAACAAUUAAGACGCAGUUCUAGUUUUGGUUCUCGCUCUUUCCCACUCGUUUUUCUGUCCGGAAAAGUACAAAUAUCAGUCAAGAUGCUGCGCGUUUUGAAGACCGGUGCCCUGCUGCGUGCCCAGACUAAGAACUUCGCAGCAGCUGCUGCGAACUACUCCUCCCUCCCGCAGCCGCAGACCACGCCCGAUAUCCUCUACACAGGGGUCUUUAUCAACAACGAGUGGCACAAGAGCAAGUCGUCCAAAAUUUUCGAAACCAUCAACCCGACCACCACGGAAGUCAUCGCCGAAAUCCAGUGUGGUGGCAAGGAAGAUGUCGAUAUUGCCGUCCAGGCAGCCCGCGAUGCAUUCAAGUUGGGAUCCCCGUGGCGUCGCAUGGAUGCCUCGGAGCGCGGUCGUCUUCUCUACCGCCUGGCUGAUCUCAUGGAACGCGAUCAGGUCUAUCUUGCCAGUCUGGAGACCCUCGACAACGGCAAGCCCUACAGCAUGUCCUACAACGUGGAUCUCCCGACUGCCAUCAAGAACCUGCGCUAUUUCGCUGGAUGGGCGGACAAGACCCAUGGCAAGACUAUUCCCAUGGACGGAGAAUUCUUCACUUACACCCGCCACGAACCCGUUGGCGUGUGCGGCCAGAUCAUUCCCUGGAACUUCCCCAUCCUGAUGAUGGCCUGGAAACUGGGUCCCGCUUUGGCCACCGGCAACACCAUUGUGCUAAAGCCCGCUGAGCAGACCAGUCUGACUGCCUUGUACAUUGCCCAGUUGGUAAAGGAGGCUGGCUUCCCUGAGGGUGUGGUCAAUGUGGUGCCCGGAUUUGGAAACGCUGGCGCUGCCCUGGCGAACCACUGUGACGUGGAUAAGGUGGCCUUCACCGGCUCCACCGAUGUGGGCAAGCUUAUCCAACUCGCUUCCGGAAAUACCAACCUGAAGCGAGUGACACUGGAAUUGGGAGGCAAGUCGCCCAACAUUAUUCUGGCUGACACCGAUUUGGACUACGCCGUCGAGACGGCUCACUUUGGCCUGUUCUUUAACAUGGGCCAGUGCUGCUGUGCGGGAUCUCGUACUUUCGUGGAGGACAAGAUCUACGACGAGUUUGUCGAGCGCAGCGCGGAGCGGGCUAAGAAGCGCACCGUGGGCAAUCCCUUCGAUCUGAACACUGAGCAAGGUCCUCAGGUGAACGAGGAGCAGAUGGAAAAGAUCCUUGGCAUGAUCCAAACAGGCAAGAAGCAGGGCGCCAAGUUGGUUGCCGGUGGCAGUCGCCCAGAAGGUCUGCCUGGCUACUUUGUCCAGCCCACGGUGUUCGCCGAUGUGCAGGAUAACAUGACCAUUGCCACGGACGAGAUCUUCGGACCUGUUCAGCAGCUGAUCCGCUUCAAGAAGCUGGAUGAGGUCAUCGAGCGGGCUAACAACUCCGAGUACGGUUUGGCCGCCGCCGUUUUCACCAAGGAUCUGGACAAGGCCAACUACAUUGUGGGUGGUCUGCGUGCCGGAACCGUGUGGGUAAACACCUACAAUGCCCUGGCUGCCCAGGCUCCAUUCGGUGGCUACAAAAUGUCCGGCCAUGGACGCGAGAACGGAGAGUACGCUCUGUCCAACUACACGGAGGUCAAGAGCGUCAUCGUCAAGGUUGCCCAGAAGAACUCCUAAGAAGGACCAGAUAUUUCCUCCAAGAGGGACGCUUAAUAUGGUUCGCCCUAUUUAGGUGCUCUAAAUUCCGGCGAUAAUCUACAAUCUACAUCUCUAUAUGCACAUAGUUUUAAAUACAUCUGUUUGAUAUACAUGCCUACGGCCAGUUUUUUAUUUUUUCCAUUCGGUUAAUUCUGUUUAAGUGUACAUUUCUAUUUUGAAAUAAAGAUUUUGCGAAACUUUUAGUUUUUAAA
Molecule: messenger RNA, 2152 nt
Organism: Drosophila erecta
Lineage: Eukaryota; Metazoa; Arthropoda; Insecta; Diptera; Drosophilidae
Gene: Aldh
Product: aldehyde dehydrogenase, mitochondrial
Exons: 4
Coding region: 357-1919 (520 amino acids)
Molecular function (GO): aldehyde dehydrogenase (NAD+) activity
Source: RefSeq, a predicted model, not a curated record